CACUCUUUCCCCCCUCCAGUAUCGAACAACCGCCACCUCUUCCUCCUCGUGCUCUUCUUUUUUUAUUUUUAUUUUUUUGCUGCUACUGUAAAAGAAAGCUCAAAGCUAGAGAGAGAGAGAGAGAGAGAGAGAGAGAGAGAGAGAGAUGGGUUAUGCCAAGGUGUUUCUGGGUGUGCUCUUAGUCACUGCUCUGGCGGCCACAUCGACGGCACAGACGAAACUCAAGUGCAGCAAAGCAGGCGCUACGUGUACAGCCCUGAUCGACUACGUGUCCCCGAACAACACCAACGUCACCACCAUCCAAUCACUCUUCCAAGUGGAGAAUUUCCAGAACCUUCUCGGCGCAAACAACUUCCCCACCUCCACCCCAUCCGACAAAGAUGUGACUGCGAAGAAGAAGAUCCGAAUCCCCUUCACCUGCCUGUGCGACAACGGGACGGGCGUGUCGAAUCACAAACCGGUGUACACGGUGCAGGAAGGGGACACCUUGGACCAUAUUGCCAGGGACGUGUUCUCGGGUCUGGUAACGUACCAGCAAAUAGCGGAUGUUAAUGGGUUGCCGGAUCCGAACAAUAUUACACGGGGCCAAGAGCUGUGGAUCCCACUGCCGUGCAGCUGCGAUGAAGUGAACGGGGCUAAGGUCGUACAUUAUGGAAUGGUGGUGGAUGCAGGAAGCACGGUGGAGGUGAUAGCGAAGCAGUACGGGACUACUCAGGCUACACUUUUGAGACUCAAUAACAUGACUGAUCCAAGCAAGCUUCAGGCCGGUCAAGUCCUUGACAUUCCUCUCCCAGCUUGUUCAUCUAAUGUAAACAGCAGCUCCUUGGACUACCCCUUCCUUCUUGCCAAUGGCACUUAUGUCUACACUGCUUACAACUGUGUGAAGUGCAAAUGUGACUCAGCCAACAACUAUACACUGCAAUGCGAGCCUUCUGGACUCAAAUCAACCAACUCCGACUGGACUACAUGCCCUGCCAUGCAAUGUCAAGGUGCAGACGGUCUAUUCAUCGGUAACAAAACAUCUUCCGGUUGUAACCAAACAAGUUGCGUCUAUUCAGGUUUCACUAGCAAAUCCAUUUUGACAUCCCUCGUCACAGAGUCCAUUUGUCCAGCUCCUUCUGCUGCUUGGAAGAUUGGUUUUCAAGGUUUGGGAUGGAACUUCUUCCUUUUCAUUUCAAUUCAGUUGAUACUCUUCCUUUCUCUUCAUCUUUCUUAGUAAGAUGUAUGUAUUGUCUACGCUUUCAUCAACUUCCUGUACGAGUAUAUAAGCAGACAAUUGUAAUGUGGAGUACAUGUUUUGGCUGAAUUUUCGUGUAUCAGAAUAAACAUAUUCCAUCAGGCAGCAGAUAAUUGAAGUUUUUUUUCGAUCA
Messenger RNA from Carya illinoinensis, 1370 nucleotides. RefSeq names its product lysM domain-containing GPI-anchored protein 2-like. The record is from RefSeq and is a predicted model, not a curated record. The transcript is spliced from 4 exons. Lineage: Eukaryota; Viridiplantae; Streptophyta; Magnoliopsida; Fagales; Juglandaceae. Bases 146 to 1216 code for a protein of 356 amino acids.